Molecule: messenger RNA, 492 nt
Organism: Peniophora sp. CBMAI 1063
Lineage: Eukaryota; Fungi; Basidiomycota; Agaricomycetes; Russulales; Peniophoraceae
Source: the annotation of a GenBank genome assembly
AUGCCACCUUCCACUCGCUCUCAGAAGCCUGCUCCCAGCGCUAGCGACGUCGAGGAAGACGUUGAGCACAAGUCGUCGAACACCUCCUCUCGCAAGAGGCGUGACUCCUUCGCCGACGCCAUGCUCGAGGCCAAUCACGAGGACUUCCUCGCCGAGGAGGCUGAGCGUCUUGCCGCCGCUAACAAGCCACGUUCAAGCGCUCGCACGGCGAAACUGAAAUCGCAAGAGAAGACUAAAGAGAUUGCUGGUCAGGGCAAGCGGGCGCGCAAGGCCGUUGCCGAUAGCGACAACGACGGCGAGCCGCCGAACAAGAAGGGCCCUGGCGCUGCUGGCAAGACGGCCAAAGCCGACAAGAAGAACGCCGGCACCAAGGCCGGCAACAAGGCCGGCACCAAGGCCGGCACCAAGGCGAGCACCAAGGCCGGCACCCAGGCCGGCACACAGGCCAGCACUAAAGGCAAGAACGCCGGCGGCAAGGGCAAGCAGAAGGUC